This is a messenger RNA of Talaromyces amestolkiae, 1419 nucleotides long. RefSeq lists its product as uncharacterized. Gene Ontology annotation, molecular function: carbohydrate:proton symporter activity. Lineage: Eukaryota; Fungi; Ascomycota; Eurotiomycetes; Eurotiales; Trichocomaceae. Gene Ontology annotation, cellular component: membrane. The record is from RefSeq and is a predicted model, not a curated record. Gene Ontology annotation, biological process: carbohydrate transport; transmembrane transport. The transcript is spliced from 5 exons. The coding region runs from base 1 to 1419 and encodes 472 amino acids.
AUGGCCAACUUCUAUGUCGUCACAAUCGCCCUCGUUGUGGCACUUGGGGGCUUCGUGUACGGGGUGGAUUCAGGAAUCAUUGCAACCACUCUAAGCCAUGAUACAUUCAAGCAUUACAUGCUGGGUCCAGCUGGGGUGAAUGCCGCUUUGACUGGUGCUAUCGUCUCUCUGUAUAAUGUUGGGCAGGCAAUAGGUACUUUUGCUGCAGGGUACUCAGCCAACAGAUUUAGUAGACGGUGGACCAUAUGUGCCAGUGCUGUAAUUGCCAUUAUCGGCGCCAUCUUACAGACCGCAGCUGUCAAUCCGGGCAUGAUGAUCGCAGGCCGCUUUUUCGCAGGCAUGGGUUGCGGUAUCAUCCUCACCGUCGUACCGAUCUACAUCGCCGAGGUCUCGCCUCCCCAACAACGCGGAAUGAUCGUGGGUUUGCAGGGGUUUAUGAUUGCUAUUGGAUUCUUUGUGGCCAAUUGGAUUGGCUAUGGAGGUGCGAAGACCGAAGUGAUUCAGCAGGAACGAUACGAGGAAGCCCGAGCUGUCUUAACUUCUAUUCACGGAACCGAUCAUGACGACGACGUCGCUGGACAAGAACUGGCCCACAUUCGAGCACAAAUCCAUGUUGAGGCCACUCAGGUCACCAAUUUCAGGCUCGCAGUCACCAGUCUGCUCUCUCCCCGAUACCUUCACCGCACCUUGAUGGCCUGUUUCAUCCUAAUCAUGGGCCAGUUCAGCGGCUCGUCCGUCAUCCAGAACUAUCAGAGCAGCUUUUAUGCAGCUGUGGGGUUCACUGGCAAGACUUCACUUCUGAUCAGCGGAAUCUACGGCAUCAUGGGUGUGCUAGGUCAGGUAAUCUACCUAUUUAUCGCUGCUGAUAAAUGGCCCCGAACUCGCACGCUGUGGGUUGGAUCUAUCUUUCUCUCGGUUAUGGUUGCCAUCUGCAUGGCGCUAUCUGCCUCAUACGGCAGCGCGAGCAAUACCAACAUUAGUGGUGCCCGUGCCGCAAUUGCCAUGAUCUUUUUGUACUCCGGAGGCUAUGCUGUCUUCUUCAACGCUACCAUCUGGGUUGUGCCUUCCGAACUAUUUCCCUUCUUCCUGCGCUCAACAGGCAUGGGUCUAGCCGUAUUUACCAAGGCAGUAGCGGCCAUUGUCCUGUCUCAGAUAACACCAACUGCGUUGCAAAAUGUCGGUUGGCGAUAUUAUUCGCUGUUCAUUGCUACCAACUUUGUGGCUGCAUUUGUGUAUUUCUUCUUGCUUCCAGAAACUGGAGGUAAGUCUCUGGAAGAGAUUGCGGAGUUGUUUGGAGAUGCCCUAGCAGCGGAGCCGUCUGAUAAAAUCGAGGCUGAAGAAAAAGCUGUUCCUUACAACGAGCAAGCCGACUUAGAGUCAAAAACUUUCGGAACCGCUCAUUUAGAGAAGACCGUCUAG